This is a messenger RNA of Malus domestica (apple), 1868 nucleotides long. RefSeq lists its product as uncharacterized. The record is from RefSeq and is a predicted model, not a curated record. NCBI's taxonomy places the organism in Eukaryota, Viridiplantae, Streptophyta, Magnoliopsida, Rosales, Rosaceae.
GAGCCGGGAAACGGUGUCGUUUACCGGGUGUGGUCAGGUUGGGCCACAUCACCAAUUUCAAUUCUGCACAAGUCGUCUAUGUUCUGAAGAAAGAAGACGAUGACAGGCAGCUGACCAUUUGAACAAGAGCGAAAAUAAUACAGUGGAAUUUGAAUCUAAAGAUCGAAGCUUUUGCAUUUGGGUUGGAAAAAGUUGAAGUCUUUGAGCAGAAAAAGCAUGGCCAGUUGCUGGGUAAGCAGUCCGCAGCCCCAUCCCAAUCUCCACCCUCAUCAAUCUUUCAGUAAGCGGCUGCUGAUUCAGUCGCAGAGCCGCGUCCUCAGCCUCUCGAAUUCUCAGCGCCGUCGUCGGAGCAGAAUCUGCUGCAACUACGACGACGAAACGACUGGGAGACAAUCACAACCACCAAUUCCACAGGGUCCACAACCAACUGGGAUUCAGCUCUACUCCGAGAUUGAAAGAGUACUUACAGAGACAGUGAGGCAAGCCCAAGGUCGUUGGGAUGGUACAGGCGACUGGACUCAAGUUGAGGGAGCAUGGGUUCUCAAACCGAGAAACUCAGAACCCAAGGCCGUUGUACAUUUUAUUGGUGGCAUAUUUGUUGGAGCUGCCCCUCAGCUUACCUACCGUUUGUUUCUUGAGCGCCUCUCAGAAAAGGGUAUUUUGGUGAUUGCAACACCGUAUGCUAGUGGAUUUGAUCACUUCUUCAUUGCAGAUGAAACCCAAAUCAAAUUUGAUAGGUGUUAUCGAUUUCUUAAAGAGACGGUUCAAGAUCUUCCUACUUUCGGUAUUGGCCACUCUUUGGGAUCUGUCAUCCACCUUUUGAUCGGUUCAAGAUAUGCUGUUCAAAGAAAUGGGAAUGUGCUGAUGGCAUUCAAUAACAAGGAGGCAAGCUCAACUAUUCCUCUGUUCUCACCUGUUGUCGUUCCAGUUGCUCAAGGCCUUGGACCAAUUUUAGCACAGAUUGCAUCAUCACCAACAAUCCGCCUAGGGGCAGAAAUGACUUUGAAGCAAUUUGAAAACCUUAGCCCUCCCAUCAUGAAGCAAGUUCUUCCUUUAGUUGAGCAGCUCCCUCCACUGUAUAUGGACUUAGUUAAUGGAAGAGAAGAUUUUGCUCCAAAACCAGAAGAAACUCGGCGACUAGUAAAAUCAUACUACGGUAUUUCCCGGAAUCUUCUGGUGAAGUUCAGGGAUGAUAUGAUCGACGAGACUUCAACUUUGGCACAGUUGCUAAUUUCAAAUUCAGCCAUCAGUUCUAUGCUAGACAUGUCGAUUCGUUUAUUACCUGGAGAUCACGGGCUUCCUUUGCAACAGGCUCUCCCAGAUGUGCCUCCGGCAAUGGCAGAUGCAGUAAAUCGCGGAAGUGAGAUGUUGGCUAAUCUCACCGUCGGGACACCAUGGGAGACCGUUGCUAAAGAAGUAGGCAGCACAUGGGGUGUGGACUCGAAGGUACUUCGUGCAGAAGCAUCAAAAGACUUAGGCCUGCUUGUGGAUGUGAUUGCGUCGUGGAUAACUUCAAAUGCAGGUCCAAAGCUCUUGAAGCCGUGAUGUGUUGGGCAAAUAAUAGCAUACAAAUCAGACCAAAGUUUUUAUCUCGCCGAGACAAGAACAUGGUUUUCGAUAGGACGAUGAAAAGAAAUGAAUUGGAAAUAAAAUCUUGUUCAUAUUUAUGUAAUUUCAAAGAUGUUAAUGUAUAGAUAGAAGUAAUCAAAACGUGUGUAAAUGUACAUUUGUUGGGUUGUAAGUUGUAGCAAAAGCAGUGUUUCUCUAAAGAAGAAAAAAAGUUGUAACAUAAACAAGCAUCAGAAACAAGGAUAAUGAUAGUUUACUGUUACCAUUGAUUCAUAAAUAAAAUAGUUUCGCCCGCGGAA